Messenger RNA from Odobenus rosmarus divergens (Pacific walrus), 396 nucleotides. RefSeq names its product gem (nuclear organelle) associated protein 7 (gene GEMIN7). Gene Ontology annotation, molecular function: RNA binding. Gene Ontology annotation, biological process: spliceosomal snRNP assembly. The record is from RefSeq and is a predicted model, not a curated record. NCBI's taxonomy places the organism in Eukaryota, Metazoa, Chordata, Mammalia, Carnivora, Odobenidae. The coding region runs from base 1 to 396 and encodes 131 amino acids. Gene Ontology annotation, cellular component: SMN-Sm protein complex. The transcript has a single exon.
AUGCAGACUCCGCUGACCAUUCCUGUACCUGUGAUCCGGCUUCCCCGCGGCCCGGAUGGCUUGAGCCGCGGCUUUGCCCCAGAUGGACGCAGGGCCCCCCUGAUGCCAGAGGGUCCCGAAGCCCCGGGGUCUGCCGUAGUUCGAGACUCUCGGGAAUCCCAGGAACAGCAGGCACGAGCUGCACUCCGGGAACGCUACCUCCGCAGCCUGCUGGCCAUGGUGGGUCACCAGGUGAGCUUCACACUGCACGAGGGCGUGCACGUGACUGCCCACUUCGGAGCCACCGACCUGGACGUGGCCAACUUCUACGUGUCGCAGCUGCAGACGCCCAUUGGUGUGCAGGCUGAGGCACUGCUGCGGUGUAGUGACAUUAUUGCGUACAGCUUCAAGCCCUAA